AUGGUCAUCAUCGUCAUUCAAAUCUAUAAUUACAAUUUCCAAAUGUUUGUCAUGUUGACAUGUGCCUUUCGCUAUGGCCAUGAUGACUUGGAUGUGAUCGGUCUGACAUUCCGCAAAGAUCUGUAUGUACAGGUGCAGCAAGUGUUCCCACCUGAGCCCACCAGCACCCAGGGGCCCCUCACAGUCCUACAGGAGCGACUGCUGCAAAAGUUGGGGGACAAUGCCUACCCCUUUACCCUGCAGAUGGUUGUUAACCUGCCCUGUUCGGUGACACUGCAGCCAGGUCCCGAAGAUGCGGGAAAGGCCUGUGGGAUUGACUUUGAAGUGAAGAGCUUCUGUGCUGAAAACCUGGAGGAGAAAAUCUCCAAGAGAGACUCUGUACGGCUGGUGGUUCGGAAAGUACAGUUUGCACCCCUGGAACCAGGCCCUGGUCCCUGUGCCCAGACUGUCCGCCACUUCCUUCUGUCAUCUCAGCCCCUACAACUCCAGGCCUGGAUGGACAGGGAGGUUCACUACCAUGGCAAACCCAUCUCUGUCAAUGUUUCUGUCAACAACUGCACCAACAAGGUCAUCAAAAAAAUCAAGAUUUCAGUCGACCAGAUCACAGACGUUGUCCUGUAUUCCCUAGACAAGUACACCAAGACCGUGUUCAUUCAGGAGUUCACGGAGACUAUAGCUGCUAACUCCAACUUCUCUAAGAGCUUCGCAGUAACCCCACUCCUGGCUGCCAACUGCCAGAAACAGGGCCUGGCACUGGAUGGCAAACUCAAGCAUGGUGAUACUAAUCUGGCCUCUAGCACAAUUCUUCAUUCCAGUCUUCAACCUGGAAUGAACAAGGAGCUGCUGGGGAUCCUGGUGUCCUACAAAGUGAGAGUCAACUUGAUGGUGUCUGGUGGAGGCAUCCUAGGCGACCUGAUCACCAGCGAUGUUGGUGUGGAGCUGCCCCUGAUCCUGAUGCAUCCAAAGCCAUCACAUGGUGACUCUGAGGACAUAGUCAUUGAGGAGUUCGCUCGUCAGGAGCACCGUGGGGAGGAGAGCCAGGAGGCUUUGGCGGCGGAGGGGGAUGAGGGAAGCUGAGCACCAAGCUCUGGUGCCUCUGUGUGGGAGCCCUACUGUAACGCUCUAAUAAAUCAGCUUGUCCAAGACAUACCUGGCGAUAUCUUUGAUAUUUCCUUCUCCGGGAGGGUAACGGCACUAGAGAACAGCACUUUCUGCCCCUGUCAGUGAGUAGGUUACUCUGUAGCGUGUGCUUUUCCCCUAAAGGACCCCCGACUUUCCUCUGCCAAGGCUACCCACCCUCCGUGGGU
Panthera uncia (snow leopard) is the source of this 1307-nucleotide messenger RNA. RefSeq names its product arrestin 3 (gene ARR3). Lineage: Eukaryota; Metazoa; Chordata; Mammalia; Carnivora; Felidae. Gene Ontology annotation, biological process: G protein-coupled receptor internalization; visual perception; signal transduction. Gene Ontology annotation, molecular function: G protein-coupled receptor binding. The record is from RefSeq and is a predicted model, not a curated record. The transcript has 12 exons. Bases 1 to 1077 code for a protein of 358 amino acids.